Gilbertella persicaria is the source of this 1275-nucleotide messenger RNA. RefSeq names its product ATP-NAD kinase-like domain-containing protein. NCBI's taxonomy places the organism in Eukaryota, Fungi, Mucoromycota, Mucoromycetes, Mucorales, Choanephoraceae. The record is from RefSeq and is a predicted model, not a curated record. The transcript has 4 exons. Gene Ontology annotation, molecular function: ATP-dependent diacylglycerol kinase activity. Bases 1 to 1275 code for a protein of 424 amino acids.
AUGGGCCAAAUACCUGAUAUUCAACCUGGUCCUGUAUCUAGUGAUCCUGAAAAGGGUACUUUAUCAGCAGCAGUAAAAACAAGACAGAUUCAUGUUUGGAGUGCAGGAGGCGAUGGCACUGUCAUCAGUGUCUUUGAACUAUUGGUCUCAAAUAAAAUAGACUUGGACCUCGUAUUCUUUUCAUGCAUUCCAUUUGGUACUGGUAAUGAUUUUAGUCAGGUUCUUGGUUGGGGUCGCACAAUACCAGAUAAAAACAUUCUUGGAUCAAAAUUACAGAAUCUCGAGGAAUUGAUCUCAGACAGAUUAGAAAAAUCAGAAGCUGCUAGACUAGAUAUUUGGCAGAUCAAGAUGGUCUCUUAUCCCUCAGGUUACAUUCGUGAAGCUGGUCCUAAAGAUAGAAAAGACGGCCAUGAUGUCGCUGAAGUAAAAGGCUCUGAACAAAGCUCUUUGAAGGAAGAUGUAUUGACUCGAAAAAUGUCUAAUUACAUUAGUUUAGGUGUUCAAGGAUAUGUUGGUUCUGGCUUUGAGGCACAUCGUGCUGGUCAUCGCUUGGGUAACAUGUUUGUAUAUGCACAAGAAAGCUCAAAAUGGGUAUUUUGGAGACGUUUUCCAAACCUUACUCGGUUUAUCAAAAGCUUUAGUCAAGGAGAUCAAGUCGUUUUGAAUUGCCCUUCACCAGAAGAGAAACAAGAACAGAAAGCAACAUCUAAUGUACCUGAAAUUACCAAGGACCCUAUCGACAUGGUAAUCCAGAACAUACCUCAUAUCUGGGGUAGAGAAGUUGAUUUAUGGGGCGAAGCUAAAUCUGGUUUGGAAGCAGUAACCAAUCGUUCGGGACCGACUGAUCCUGAAAACUGGAAACCUCAACGUGCUAAUGAUGGCCGAUUGGAAGUUAUGACCAUUGAAAACAUGACAAGCUACCUGAAAAAAUUGGCUAACAUAAGAGAACAUGUAUCCCGUAUUGGUCAGUUUAAUUCUCCUUUUGAAAUUAACUUUCGUGAACCUGAAGAUCACAUGAAAGAGAUGGACAAAGUAUCAAAUAAUUCCUCUGCUUGGACCAAGACAAAAGCAUUUGUCAAAGACAAGAAGCGACACAAGUAUGACAAGAAGAAUGUUAUGUGUAUCAUGUGUGAUGGUGAAUUUUAUGAAAUGAAGGACCCCAAACAAAUUAAAUUUGAGCGCUAUGCUCAGAUAUGGACGUUAGGUAGAAAUGACGAAGAAAAUCAAGGCAGAUUAGUCAAAGAUGAACUAGAUUCCCAGCAAGAAAACAAGUAA